AUGAUGGAAUUCGUCACAAUUGAAGGAUUCAGGACAAAUAGUAAAAUUGUCCACUGCAACAAUGGAUAUUUCUACAAACUUAAAUGUUCUAGGCCCAAUUCAAAAUCGCUACAAUGUUUAACAACAGACUGCACUGCUACUGGUCUCAUUGUGGACAAUUUAUUGCAUGAAAAGCGUACCCAUACACAUGAUCCUGACAUAGGUUACUCGGCACUGGUAAAUCUGAAAAAAAAUAUUUUACUAAGGUGUGCAGAAGAAUGUACCCCACAUAGGAUAAUUUAUGAAAAUGAGACAUCAAGAACACAAGGCUUGGAAAAUCGUUUGGAGUACACUUCAUUUUUAAGAAGUAUGGAGAGGGCAAGAGCUGCAGCUCAACCGAAAAUUCCAAAUGAUCUAAUGGAGUAUGCAGGUGAUUUGGUAGAUCCUCGCUACAGUCACCUGUUUAGAACGGCUAACGGACGAGCAAUGUUCAAAGGAUUUGUAAUGGGUGCUCCUGAUGCCGGAUCAGCAGUCGUAUUCAUCUCUCCAUCCCUAGAAAACCUUUUUACUUCUGCUCGAGAAAUACAUGUUGAUGCAACGUUUAAGAGUAGGCCUCUGGUUCCAGCAACAGAACAAUUGUUAAUAAUUAUGGCCAUGUACAUGGACCAGGCAUUUCCAGUUGCAUAUGCUCUUAUGACGCGAAAAACUGAAGCGGCAUACACCAGUGUGCUACAAGUUACAACACAUUAG
Molecule: messenger RNA, 729 nt
Organism: Macrosiphum euphorbiae (potato aphid)
Lineage: Eukaryota; Metazoa; Arthropoda; Insecta; Hemiptera; Aphididae
Source: the annotation of a GenBank genome assembly